Molecule: messenger RNA, 600 nt
Organism: Osmia bicornis bicornis
Lineage: Eukaryota; Metazoa; Arthropoda; Insecta; Hymenoptera; Megachilidae
Exons: 1
Coding region: 1-600 (199 amino acids)
Molecular function (GO): catalytic activity
Source: RefSeq, a predicted model, not a curated record
AUGGGGCAAACAGAUAUAGCCCUCAUACAGGAACCUUGGAUCCACAAGGAACGUGUAGGAGGGCUAAACACGGGGUGUGGCUCACUCUACUAUGAUGCCACAUCCACAAGGCCCAGGGCCUGUAUCUUCGUUAAAAAGGAGAUAGCGGCCCUGAAACUCAAUGAAUUUUGUACAACUGAUCUUUCAGCGGUUAAGGUUAAACGUAACCUCGGGGGGAAUACGUCAGAGCUGGUGGUAUGCUCGGCGUACCUGCUGUACGACUCUGAGGACCCUCCACCCACGAGGGAACUCAGGGCCCUGAUAGAUCACUGUGCUGUCAAUGGUCUGCACCUGGUGAUCGGCUGCGAUACCAACUCGCACCACACCGUAUGGGGCAGCACUAAUACCAACGGUAGAGUCACAGCUCUGCUGGAAUACCUCGCCACCACGGGUCUGGAGAUCCUUAACAUAGGCUCCUCCCCCACCUUUGUCACCUCCCGUAGACAGGAGGUGAUUGAUUUGACCCUGGGCUCCGCCAAGGUGACACAGGUCAUUAAACACUGGAAGGUACGGGACGAGAGCAUACUCGAGACUUACAGGAACCCAAAGGCCACCAACUGA